GCCGUCAGAUACAGUGUUCCGGCGCGAGGCGAGUGGCCGACGUACGCGCCGUCGCCUCCUUCCAAAUCCGCGGCGAGCCGCCAACGAGGAAAACAAAAGGAUGGAAUUGAAAUUUGAUGCACUGUGGAAAAGGGACUUACUUGCCCUGAGCAAAUACAACGUUAAUGGUAAAGUUAAAGCAAUUACAGUAAGAAAUGAUUAUCCGGACUACCAUGUCCCUUAUUUUCAAGUUACUGAGGGUUUUGAUUUGAAAAAGGUUAAGAAGCUUAUGCUAGAAAGGGAUGUUGAGAUCGCCAAGUCCAUAGCAAACGACAUAAUCAUCCCAGACCCUGCUCCCCAAUGGGUGGCUGAUAACUUCUUGGACAAAUAUGCCGAAUUGGAGCCCAUCCUUGUAAAGGAUAGUGCCUGGUGCUUCCUCCGACUCUUCCAGAACUGUAGAGGCCGGGGCAUGUCAUCGGAUCUUACCAUCACCGCACAAACCUUAACCUUCAUGGUCAGUUUCAAUGCCCUGCGAUGUGCAAAAGUUGUAUUGGAGGGCAUGGCACCUGAGCUCUAUGGGAUGCACGCCAAUCCCAACUGCAUAAACAAAUUUGGACACUUUGCGCUCCACGAAGCUGCUGAAAGGUUCUCUGUGGACAUGAUCAAGCUGCUUUUACGCCAUGGUGCAUCGCCCAAUGUGCGCACAGUUCGCAAUGAUGUCAUUUUUGAUGUCAUUGAGAAUCUACUCCCGCUCCAUGUCACAUUUGAGAAUACUUGUCUCCAUAAGUAUCUGGAGGACAAUCUGGAGGACAAUCUUUCUCACAACCAGAGUCAUCUGGAUUAUAUCUACAAGCUUAUUCAUCUGCUGUGUCUACCUGAGAUGAAGGUCUUCUUGGACACAACUAGACUGCUUGCAGAAAAAACAAAUAAUGUACUUCAAGAGCUCUGGAAUUACAUUGAGGAUGGAAAAAUUAUCCAGUCUGCUGUUCUACUACUGGCUGCUCAAGAGCAGAUCCGUGGGGGCAGUUCUUCCAAGAUAAAUGGCAGUAGUAAGAAAAAUGGGUUUGACAUUAUCAAUAAAUGUAUAAUGAGGCGUUCAUUUGCCUUGAGAUGGGAGAAAGGUUCACAUGCAACGGCACCGGAGCUUCUGGAGGAAAGGAAGACACUUACUGAUUGCGCAUGGCUGCUUGUUGAUGUAAUUUCCCAUGCCGGUGAAGAUCUUUCUGCAUACAUUCAAACGCAUUCUGAGGUGCCCCAUGUGGAGGUCUUUCAACAUGUUUCACGUAUCCUCAAGGAGUAUGGAUUUUGCCCUAAUGGAGAUCCCAUGGACACUAUAAACCUCCAGCCUUAUGACUGCAGAAAGUCAAACGGAGAGUCAUGCAAAGGGCUUACAGAUGCAAACAUGGCAGUUAUGGAAUCGGCCAAUCUGGAUGCUGCAGAGAAAAAGGUCACAACUGUUGAAAAUGACGGUCUCUCCCUUAUGGCACGGCAACACACCAAACAAACAAAGGCUGUGAGAAAGAAAGUAGGCCGAGGAUUGGAUCCCACAUACACAAGGAGAAGUUUUUUUCCACAUUGGAGGUCAGUGUUACAAGCCCGGCUUCCUUUGAAGGUGUAUCCAGCCUAUGCAAGCUCAGAUCCUAGUCCAAAUCAUAAACUUGGUCCAAUGCCAAGGACCUCGCCAUUUACAAGCAACAAUCAACCCAGAAGGAGCUUUGUCACUGCUGCUAUUGGUGCAUUCAGGCUCUUGAAGGUGCUAAAGUAGAGUAGAAAGCCUAUUGGACUGGAGAUUAAGUUUUUCUCAUGUGGCUCGCGGCCCAGAAAAGCUUAGCAACAAUUGUUAGAUGCUCAAAUAGGCCCAGCAAUUUGGUUAAAAAAAGGCAUGCAAGCAGCCUUUUGUACUGUUCAGAAAGGCAGGUAAGUCUGAAACGAGAGGUCAUUGUUUCGAUAAGAAAAAAAAAUAGAAAUACGGGCUGGCUGCUUAGUUUCCUUAACACGUACGCUUAGUUUCCUUUGCACGUACAUCACGUCACGGUUUCUUUCCGUUUGCACAUGUAUAUUCGUCAAACGGAAAACGGACCUUACAAAAAAAAUAUUGUACAUGAAAAUACUUAGAACGGGACGAAACAAAGUGGAACCAAACCAAGAAUACCUAUUCUUUUUAAUAGUAGGUAUAGAUAUAGACUAGCAAAAAUGCCCGUGCGUUGCACCGGGAGAAAAUAAAUCAGACCCCUUAAUAAGCAUAGCUACAUGAGUAAUUGUUUGAUUUAUGACCCACAUCAACUAUUGUGACCAGCUUGCUUA
Messenger RNA from Triticum dicoccoides, 2283 nucleotides. RefSeq lists its product as uncharacterized. Gene Ontology annotation, biological process: positive regulation of protein catabolic process; protein ubiquitination. The record is from RefSeq and is a predicted model, not a curated record. Lineage: Eukaryota; Viridiplantae; Streptophyta; Magnoliopsida; Poales; Poaceae. The coding region runs from base 101 to 1744 and encodes 547 amino acids. The transcript has 11 exons. Gene Ontology annotation, molecular function: protein binding.